Oenanthe melanoleuca is the source of this 2121-nucleotide messenger RNA. RefSeq names its product TLR adapter interacting with SLC15A4 on the lysosome-like. Bases 608 to 1531 code for a protein of 307 amino acids. The transcript is spliced from 2 exons. Lineage: Eukaryota; Metazoa; Chordata; Aves; Passeriformes; Muscicapidae. Gene Ontology annotation, biological process: regulation of toll-like receptor signaling pathway. The record is from RefSeq and is a predicted model, not a curated record.
AGAGCAGUGGUUCAGGUCGGACUCUUAAAGUGAAGAUUCCCAUUGAUUUUAACAGUAGGUAAAUUGGAAAGGAAUGAUAAGGAAUCAUUAAGUGUAGUAAAUUAUUUUGAGACACUUAUCUCUUCACUAUUAUCACUAUUGGGGAAGGCAAAUUAACUAUUUAUCUUUUACGUUCAUCAUUAAGAGGGAACACAUUGGAUCUGCAUUUUGAAUAUUGUUUUAUUAUAUUUGCUGAACUCUCAUUUUCUUUUGAAGCUCCUUGGCACUUCACAGGAGUGCUCAAAUCAGAAAUACCUCUCAAAAUGAAUAUAGUCUUUAUUUCCUUUCUAUAUCACCUCUUUAGCUCUUGGAAAUGGUUGUCUUGUAAUAGAAAACAUUGAUUAAUUACUGAUGGUAUUGAUACAGACAAGUAAAAUUAUUUUGCUGAUUUUUACAGCUUAUAAAGUACAAUCUGACUCAAGCAGCCACAAUGCAGAAGAGACCUGGGAGCAGAAGGGACGUUACAGAUGAAGCAGCUCAUUAAAGCCCUUCCUGUAUCUCCAGAAUGAUUUCUGUGGACAUGGGCCCCAUGGAACUCUGGUGAUCCCUGUUGCUCACACUUGUCACCAUGCUGGCAGAAGGAAUCCUAACGAGGUUCAUCUAUAAAGAAAGCUGUCAUCAAGAUAAGCCUUGCAAAUCUCCUGCAUCCCAAAAGGCUAAAGAGGGAAUCUGGAGACAGAAACUUGUAGACUUCCCAAAAAUGAAAGGCUUUGCUGAUGGAUGUGAGAGGCAGGAGGAGCUCUCUGCCAGGAGCAGCAAAGUGGAAGCCGGGAGCAGCCCCCGGUGGGGAUCCACAGAAAAGGAACCUGCAAAAGAUCAGGAAAUGCUGGUGAAAGGAACUGCAUCCCCAGCUUUACAUAUCCCCAGGAGAGGGGGAAGCCUGGACCAGGUGGAUUUGUACAGAUCCUGGCCAUGCAACAGCAUUUACCAGAACUACCCUGACCUGCAGAUCGGGGGGGACCGCGUGGGGGGCCCCACGUGUGACUCGGGCUGUGUCCUGGACCACGUGUGCGAUGAGCUCCCCGAUGGCCCCGUCCUGCUCUCCAUAGACAUUCCCCUGGGGCACUCCCCUCCUUGUGAGCAUCCCAGGAAGCCCAGUGGGAUGUCCCUGCCUGCGGAUGAAGCUGGAGAAAGGAGCCUUGCGCUCGGUGAGGAGCCCCUUUCCAGCUCCACGCUCAACAAGUACAUGGAAGCCAAGGUGGCAGAGCUCUACAAACAGUUUUUUGAAGAAAGCCUGGCCAGAUGUGGCUCCAUAACAAACCUCCUCACCUGCAGCUGGAUGAGGAACAGCGUGGACCAGAUCAGUGUUCAGAUCUCCCAGGAGCAGAACAUAGAAACCUCCAAAGCCAGAGGAGCCCUCUUGCACUCCUUGGCUUUGUUCAGCUCCCGCAACGCUCCCAACAGGAACAGCUCCGAGUUCAGCACCCCAAACCUCCAAAUCUCCACCACUGGGGGUGCAAAAUGGAGCUGCAGGAUGGAAUUCACGUCCUGACUGAGCUGCUCAGCUCAGGAGAGGGAUGGGAUUCGGGUACAAAUGUUUCACUCUAAGCAUUAGGUUGGGAAAUGGAAACAUUUGCACACUACACUUGAUCUAAUUAAUAUUUUAAUUUUAAAGCCCUUUGGUAGCAGUUGAAGUAAAGGUCACUGUUUUCUGUUUUUUAAUGGAGAAUUUGAAAUAAAUUUCCAUAAUACUGGUUAAUCAUGUUUUUAUAAUAUAUAGAGAAUCAUAGAACUGUUAAAGUUGGAAAUGACCACUAAGAUCAUCAAGUCCAACCAGCACCACUAAAUCAUGUCCUCAAGUGCCACAUCCACACAAAAAACCAUAAAUUAUCUGCAAAGUCAGCCUGCAAAAUGUCUGCAGCAUUCCUGAAAAAAUAGUGCAAGAUUCCUGCAUCUUCAUUUGGAAAUCUAAAUGCAGAUUUUUUGUAUGGAAAUACUGUUGUUUAGCUCUCAAACACAUUUUCUCCCCUUGCUCUUGCUUCUCAGCAAAUAUUUCAGCUGGAAAUUAUUCAUUAUGUCACCACUAUAAAAUGAUAGAUGAAUUGGAUUCUUACCUGCUCUGCAGAAGUUUUUUUCUAAUAA